ACAUCAAUAUUACAGAGAUCUGAUCAAUGGCUUCAAAUGAUAAUUCACAAAUUGAAGACAUCAAUGUUCUACAGAAGCACGUGGCUUUCUUCGAUCGCAACCAUGAUGGUAUCAUUUACCCUGGCGAGACCUUCAAAGGUUUUCGAGCAAUUGGAGCCGGCCUUCUCUUGUCCUCCGUCGCUGCCAUUUUCAUCAACGUGAAACUCAGUCACAAAACUCGCCCGGGCAAAUUUCCCUCUCUCUACUUCCCUAUAGAGAUAAAGAACAUUCAUAGAGCCAAGCAUGAGAGUGACUCUGGUGUAUAUGACUCCGAAGGAAGGUUUGUUCCCUCAAAAUUCGAAGAAAUAUUCCAGAAACACGCUCUCACUUAUCCAAAUGCUUUAACGGAAAAUGAGAUAAAAACGUUCUUGCACGCUAAAAGAGUUCCCAAGAACUACACCGGAUGGUUUGCAGCCUUCAUAGAGUGGAAGGUGUUAUACAUAUUGGCCAAGGAUAAGAAUGGUUUGUUGCAGAAAGAGACAGUAAGAGGUCUCUACGAUGGAACCCUCUUUGAGAAAAUGGAAGAGGAGAAAAAUAUGAAAACAAAAUAAAUGACAAAAAUGCCCCCACCAGCCUACUAUAUAUUAUUUUUAUUGAUUAAACUAUGUACUUAAUAAAGGAUAAAAAUUGUUGUGCUCUUUAUUAGUGUGAAGUGAAAUAUUAUUUGUUUUGCUAUUUAUUAGUGUGAAGUUGAAAUAU
Messenger RNA from Impatiens glandulifera, 738 nucleotides. Its product is annotated as probable peroxygenase 4. The record is from RefSeq and is a predicted model, not a curated record. The coding region runs from base 27 to 590 and encodes 187 amino acids. Gene Ontology annotation, molecular function: monooxygenase activity; calcium ion binding. NCBI's taxonomy places the organism in Eukaryota, Viridiplantae, Streptophyta, Magnoliopsida, Ericales, Balsaminaceae. The transcript has 5 exons.